AUGCCUCCAAAAAAGAAGGAAAAAACCGUUACAUCUUCUUCCUCAAAAAAGAAGCAAACAACAACCACAAAUACUUCAGAUAAUUCUAGUACGAAUCGGAAACAUAAGCAACAAAAAAGACCAGCUGAAGAAGAAGAAGAGCAUUUACAUCCUCCUGAGGAUGAUGAUAACAUUAUUGAUGAUGAUGACGGAGGCGAUGAAGAAAUUGUUAUCGGAGAGCAAUCGCUCUUGUCUGUAGGCAGUAGUGGCGCAGCAGGCAACACAACAAAGAAAAACAAGGAAUCAACGAAAAAUAGCAAUAACGGCAGUGAAAAGUUGGAUCCAUCCCGAAAGAAAACCAAGCCCAAUGACUCAUAUGCUGCCACUACCUCUAAUUCAACUUCUUCAAAAAUCAACAAAGAAUUACAGAGCUCAGAAAUGGACACUACAUCGAACGGUGAUCAACAAGGAUCCACAACAAUAUCAGUUUCUUCAACCUUGAAUGCAUACAAAAUUGUAGAUGCUCAUACUGGAAAGAAAAAGACAAUUGGACCAAAAAACAAAAUUACCUCUCUCAAUCAAUUGAGGCAUGCAAUUUGUGAAGUAUUCAAACUAAAAUCAGUGAAUGAUAUUGAGUCCAUUCGAAACCUGGACGAUAAAGACAUUACGGAUGCUGAUUUACAAAUGGCAUCUUCAUCUUUGGACGCAAAGUCCAACAAGAACGGUCUGAAUGAUAGCACCAUUGUUGUCAUUGACGACACCAAUCAAAACAGCUAUUCCACUAAAAAUUUACCACCAACCUCAACGCAUGGAUAUUUCAUACUGACCUUGAAAUCCAAUGCUGUUUCCGAAAGCUCUUCUAAGGUGAAAGCUAAUUUACAAUUAACUGUAGAUAUUGUACCUCAUGUAAAUAUUCUAAUUCAUGGUGGAGAUGAAUACGAUUUUAUAACAGCUUUGGCAGAAGUCAUUGAUAACUCCAUUCAAAAUACUGUACUAAAUAAGAACGACAGAAUCAUAGACAUACGCUUUGAAAAGCCGUCACAAAACAACGAAUUUAAAAGCAAAUUACAUAUUUGGGACAAUGGCAGAGGAAUGAAUUUCAAAACAUUGGUUAAUUGGGCAACACUGGGAAUUACAGAUGCUCCUGUUGAUGACGCUGCUAACAUGGCUGCAAAGAGCAAAUCUGACCUAUCAAGACGACGAAUUUUUGACAAAUUCAUAACUUCUGAUUUUUCUCGAUAUGGUGUUGGUUCGAAAAAGGCAAUUUUUAACCUUGGUGACCAAGUGACUCUCGUUUCCAAACCAAAAGAUUCUCGUUUCGUCUAUGAAGUCACAUUGUCACGGCAAAAAUUGGAAGAAGACUUUGGUUCUGGAAAAGAUAAGCAAUGGAAAGCGGAUUGCAUCUCUAGGCCACCCUCUGACACGGAAAAACAAUGGGACAGUUUUACUCACUUCACCAUUUCUGACAUUAAGAAGGUCUAUGUGGAUCGGUACGAUGCAAGCAUUAUUAAGAAAAGACUUGGACACAUUUAUCACUAUUACAUUUAUGGUACCGAUGGAAAUAAGGAGAGCCGAGAUAUUAUCGAGGAUGAUGAUGAGUAUUCUGAUACCCAAGACGAACUUGAAGAGGAAACUGUCCCGGCCAGCGACGACGAAGACGAAGAACCUAAGAAAACAUCUAAAUCCUCCUCUCAAGGCAGCAGCACGUCAUCCUCUCAAAAGAGGUCAUCCAAGAAAGCUCUGAGCGACGAAGAAGAUUUUGUCCAUUUCCGAAAACCAAAGAAUGUAAUUAUUAAGGUUGAUGGAAUACCUAUCACCUCAGAAGAUCAGGAUUUAGAAUCUCUCUAUCUACAGGAAGGAAAGUCACCGUUCUCGUUUGAAAUUAAAUUGAGCGUGAAAAAUAGUGACAGCUCAAGCACAGGAAUGGAGUUGAGCAUGCCAACUCAAAGUUCAGGUGUUUCCAUUGUCAACAGCACAGUGAGAGGAAUUAUUUACUAUUAUCCCUUCAAGCAAGGUCGAGAAACUUUGCCAAUUCCAGAAGACCUGUAUUUGGAAGGAGGCAAGUAUAUGCCAACAGAUCAAGAAGUACCUCUUUCUGAAAGAAAUCCAGGAUUUGAAUGCUUUUGGAAUGGACGAUUGUUGGCCAACGAGAAAAUCAAGAAUUUACCAUGGAUGGAGAAGGAGAGAAGUAAUCGUGACAUUCCUGACAAUUGUUAUCGUAGAGUGAAAGGAAUGCUAUUUUUUGAUUGCGGUUUUGAGGUUUCUGCAAACAAAAUGUAUCUAUGCAAGCAAACACCACUGUGUCAAGCACUGUUGAAUUAUACUGACAGGACUCUGGUACAACGUUAUCGCAAGUGGAUGAAAGAGUGCCAUAAAAAACUCGACGAAGAAAUCAUUUUUGAUGAAUGUGAUCUUGAAAGAACUCAGAAAGAAGGAAAGGGCCUUAAAACAUUUUACAAAAGAAUCAAAUACGGACAAACUUCAUACACCGUCGGAGAUUAUGUAGUCAUGAAAACUAGACCAAAAAUUAUUGGUACACUUGUAGACAUGUUCAGAGAUUUGACCUCUGAAGAGUAUACUGUGACUGCAAUUGUUAAAGAGUGGUCUCCCGAGAGUCUAAAUGAUGAUACUCACAAAAUUACUGGUCAAUGUUUUCCAAUAUCCAAAAUUCAGAGCGUGCUCACAAAACAAGAAUUCAAGUCAGAAAUUAGUAAGCUGAAAAACAAAUUACCAAGUUAUAUUGAGGUUGUUGACACGCCCAGUGUGAGCGCGCGGGAGAGGCGCCCUCCUCCUGAUCCAGUCACAGCUGGCUAUGUGCUGAAAUACAUCUCAGCAAGCAUAAUGACUGGUGAUCACAAAGUUGUUACCACUCAAUUAUUUCCAAUUACACUCACAAUUCGAUAUGAGGGCGACAAUGAGCAAGAACAAAAGUUUGAGGCUUCUGUUACUUCCACAAAGCCCUUCAAAAAAGGUGUUCAUUGUUUUAAGCCAAACAAGCUCAAGUCAGAGUUCAACGUGGCCGGCACCUAUCUACUUGAAUUAUCUUCGACAGAAGAUAGUGGAAUCAAGUCCAAGGUUGUGAAACUAGAUGUGGUACCAGCUGGGCCAACAGCUCUCAAUAUUUGUAGUGAAAUACCAACAGUGUCAAAGCUUUUUUCUGUUCUAAAAGUGGACAAGAAGUUGGCUGAAGAUGCAAUUGUGUUUUUCUUGAACAAAGAGAUUCCACCUAUUGUGAUUGAACAAUUGGAUCCUUACGGUAACUUUGUUCCCUUCGCUAUCUCCGGAAAUCUUUUGAACGAACAGCUUAAGAUUACUGCGAGCGACGAUUCUAUUGUACUCUCGUCUUAUGAAGCAUCGUUUACCAAUGAUAGGCGACUACAAAUUAGUGAUUUGCGUAUCACAAGCGCACAUUUAGGAAACGCAAAAUUUUUGAACACCAAAUUACUUAUUUCCUUUGGAAUUUUGAGUGUUUUGGAGCUGAAUAUAUUUAUUUUAGCUGGACAAGUUUUCUCAAUUCAAUUAUCAGAAGACUCAAAUUCGACCUUAAAGAAUAAUUCUGUGAAGAAAAUGUUACCUGAUAUUGAAGCGAAAUUACUCGACGAAAUGGGCAACUGUGUGUUCAUAAAACCAGUGUAUGACGAAGAGGAAGACAACAACGAUGAGGCAGAGAAUUUUUCCCCAAUUCUAAAGGGAGAUGCUCUUAAAGAAGAAAUUCGAGGAAUUCUAAACGCAGAGACAGGACACUUCGUAUUUAAGGGUGCAACACUGCAUUCCGAUUCUAAUAGCUCUCAAAGAAAAGAAACAGAAAUCAUAUUGCGCUGCAACAAAAUCUCCAUCACAAUUCCUCUCACCAUUGAGGCUAUUUCAACAAUCAAACCAUCCACUUUCAGUUUAAGUCCUCCAGAUACCGACAAACACAUGGUUAAGGAUCGUCAGCCACUGAAAGUAAACGUUCAAGCCAUUGUUGGAACAGAAUUGGUUGGAUGGAAACUUGAACUUGGUAAUGAAAUGUACGAAAGAAUGGCGUUUGAUGGAUAUGCUCGCACUUCAUGGAGUAGUGCCAACCUACUGCCUGUUGAAAAUGGAAUUUGUUUCCUUCCAACACUGGUGGUACCUCAAUCUGCUAAAACAUCCAAAUAUACCAUAGACAUCCUUUCAAAAUCUUCUCGAAAUGAAGAUUUAAUGCAGGAUGACGAUGGUGACCAUGACAUUAAUCCUGAAUUCAUCAUUGCAAACUUUACCAUUCAUUUACGAAGUGUCAAUGGUCCUCCCUGUAUUUUCAAAAUUGAUAGAAAGAAAAGUGUUCUAGGAGCGAUCAAGUGUGAACAACCCUUCUCAAUCAAAUGUUCGAUUAUGGACGCCUAUGGAAACACUCUCGAUCCACAAGAAGAUAAGGAAAUAUACCCAGAGCUCGAACAUAUCGAUGCUGCUAUUGAGAUUGUUUCCCAAUUGAAUGGUGAAUCUGAAAAAAUUGAAAUUGCAUCACCUGAAAAGAUGAAGAAAGUUACAACGAAAAAUGGUUAUUUGAAAUUUUCCAAUAUUUCUCUAAUUGGCCCCACUGGUGAGUUUCACAUUAAGGUCAUCGAUAGAAGCGGGAAGAUAAAGGAGGACAAGAUUGAACAUGUAAUGUUAGAGCCUGGUCCUCCUCAUUCGAUACGAAUUAAUGAGACCAUCGGAGAAGUUAUUUUUGAUGUUGAGAAUCUUGGGUUAACACCACCGUUUUUUGUUACUUGUCAUGACAAGUUUGGGAACAAAUAUUUGACACAUGGAAGCUACGAAAUUGACACUCCAGAAACUGGUAUUGACAUUCGUCAGUAUGAAGGAGAGAUGAAUCAGUCGAUAGACCUUCAAAUCGAUGAGGGACGAGCAUAUAUGCCUCAAUUCUGGAUUAAUGGAGUUGAAGGACUUCAUCCUUUCUCGAUAGAAUAUGAAAAUCCUAAAGUCGAGCGAGCCUGUUUCAAAAUUAAUGUUAAGAAAGGCUCCCAUCCAACUUCCUUAAAGAUUCUUAACAAGGUAAAUCAAUUGAAAGCUGGAGACUUUAUGGAAGCCUUCGAAGUCGCAGUAAUAGGAGAAAAUGGAAAACCUGUUAAGGCACCGUCACAAUUGCACUUGAAUGUUGUCGAUCCUCAGGGAAGUGAUAAGAGACAUUUUGUUUCCAAUAUCUCAACAAAUGACUUGUCGUAUACAUUUGCCAAUAGCGAAAGAGUGUUCACCAAAGCAGGAGUUUAUCGCUACAAAAUCACUUUGGAUGUUUCGAACUUGUCCAACGUGGCACCUCUUGGAUUACCCAAAUCCAUAACCGAGUCGUUUGAUUUGAUUGUGGCGCCGGAUGAACCAGCUGCAUUGGAAAUUGAGAACGAUACAUUUCAACUUCCAGUUGUCACAAAUUGUGCAGAAGAUAUCGAUAGAAGAUCAUUUUGGGAAGAAUUAUCUCUUAAGGUUGUUGAUAAGCAUUCUAACACGGUAAUUGCUGAUGACAAGAUCAAAAAAGUUAUCAUUUCAGUUGAGAGAAGCGAAGAAAGUAUGGAUAGCGAGCUUCCUGAAUUGGAAGGCUCACUUGAGGCAAAAUUUGAGAAUGGAAGAGCCAAAUUUUCUAGAUUGAGCAUCAAAGAGGGAUCUGGAGAAACUGGAUUCUUUAAACUCGUAUUCACAGCAAAACAUCUUCCUCCCAAGGAGCUUGAUUUUGCUUUCACUGACAACUCCAAAGUGCAAGAAGAAGAGAAGGAACUACAACAAAAACGACUAACUCUACUUUCUGAAUUGGAUUAUUUGAAGCAAGAAAUUAAGAAGGCUCAAGAGAAUCAUCAAGAAAACGAGUACAAGCUCAGUAAUUUUAGAAGCACUCAACAUGAACUUUUGAAAACGAUCAAGGAAUUCGAAUUGAGUUUUGAGAAUGAUGUUCCCAAUUUAGAGAAUACAGAAAAAAUGUUGACUUUGCUCAAAAAGAAGAUGGAAAUCAAAGCUCAAAACAACAGAAAAACACGAGAAUGUAAUGUAGGCCUCUCAGAAAAUAAGGCUCUACAAAAAAUCAAACAGCUUCAAAAAGAAUCAGAUAGCGGCAUUGUGGGAAUAUUGGGAGAAUUGGGAUAUAUCGAUAAUGAAAAACAGAACGAUACAAUUUCGAGAACCAUUGCCGAUAAGAUGCAGUGUAUUGUUGUGCAAAACCAAGAAAGCAUGGACAAGGUCAGAAACGCUCUCGAUGCCUUUCCCAACAAAUUACCAAUUCUUCCUCUCGAUAACAUUUUCAAGUGUCCAAAAGGACUUGACAAUAAUGGCAAGCUACGAUUGGAUCCUAUCGGUGACAAUAUCGAUGGAUUUAUUGGAUACGCUGUAAAUUUAAUUGAACUCGAUCCCAGAAAAGAAAUGCUUAGACACGCGUUUUGGAAUAUUCUAGGCCAAACUCUUGUUUUUGAAAGCUUUGAAAAAGGCCUACAAUUCAGAAAGAAACGACUGGAAUCAAACACCAAUACUCCAAUUAUUAUUUGUUUAGAUGGAGAACGUAUUGAAUCAACAGGAAUUGUUUAUGGAGGUGCAAAAUCGAACGCUCCUCCUGUAUUUAGAUUUGGUCAAACACCAAUUUCUGAGAAUCCUGAGAUGAAGCUUCUCUUAGAAAAGAAGAAGAAAGUGGAAGAGUUCAAAAAGAUACUGAAAGAAACCAUUGCUUUCGAAAAGGGAGAGUACAAACAAUCGGAACAAACACGAGAUGAGAUUAUUUCAAAACAUACACCUGAAAUUGAGCAUAUUGAGGAGGAACUUGCAACCAUUGAAGAGGAAUUGAGAAAUAUACGACAAGGACUUGUAUUGUCAAAAAAGAAAAAGACACCAAGUGAUAAGAAAACUUCAAAGCAAAAGAAGGAAGGUACCUCAAAAUCAACAGAAAAGACGACUCAAAAGAAGAAACCAACAUCGGCACCUGUCAGUGAACCUUCGUCACCUAUUCUCUUCUCACAGUCACAACGUUCCACAAUCAUGCGAGAUGAUGACCCAAUGCUGGACGAAAUUGAGGAAUUUUCAGAGAGUGACCGAGAUGAAAUUGAAGAAUUCUCAUCGGAUCAAGAAAACUCACCUAAACAACCGAAAAAGAGUGCAAAGGCCAAGAAAGUGACUCCAAGCUCUCAGAAGAAGAAGAAAAAGUAA
Naegleria lovaniensis is the source of this 7116-nucleotide messenger RNA. RefSeq lists its product as uncharacterized. The record is from RefSeq and is a predicted model, not a curated record. Gene Ontology annotation, molecular function: ATP binding; protein binding. Bases 1 to 7116 code for a protein of 2371 amino acids. Lineage: Eukaryota; Heterolobosea; Eutetramitea; Acrasida; Naegleriidae. Gene Ontology annotation, cellular component: chromosome. Gene Ontology annotation, biological process: double-strand break repair; chromosome organization. The transcript has 2 exons.